AUGCCAUACAAGUCACGUUGGGAAUUUAAGGUCCCAAACGCCCACUUGGCUUCUCUCCUCUUCAAAUCCCCGACGGAACCCCUCUCCACACAGAAAUGCUUCCUAGAAGCGGAUCAUCCUGAAACUCACUAUCUCACUCUCCAUGAUUUCCGCCUCUGGAGCCAGCGUUUCGCAGCAGGACUUCGUAAGUCUGGCCUAAAGCCCGGUGAUCGCGUAUUGCUCUACUCCGGGAACAACCUGUUUUUCCCAGUGGCAUUUAUGGGCGUCAUAAUGUCCGGCGGGGUCUUCACCGGCGCAAAUCCAACUUAUGUAGCACGCGAGCUCGCCUUCCAGCUUCAAGAUAGUGGGGCGACAUACCUCCUCUGUGCACGCAGCAGUCUAGAAACGGGACUAAAAGCCGCAGAACUAGCAGGUUUGAGUCGCUCACAGAUUUUCAUCUUCGACAAUGCUAUCUAUGAAGGUGGUGGCGAGUCGCAGGAUGGAUGCCGAUACUGGGGCGAGCUGGUAGCUUCUCCAGAGGAAGGAAGACAGUUUCAAUGGGAGGAACUGUCCACGCCAAAUGAGGCAGACAACUGUACACUUGUGCUGAAUUAUUCCAGUGGCACAACGGGCCGUCCAAAGGGUGUGGAGAUCACACACAAGAAUUAUGUUGCUAAUAUGUUGCAGUAUAAUCAUCUUCAGACGUUAUAUCCAGAUGCGGAGGAGCGGCGACUUCGUUCAAGCUGGUUGUGCUUCUUGCCUAUGUAUCAUGCUAUGGCGCAGAGUGUUUAUAUUGCCUGUGCAGUUUGGCGGGGGACGCCUGUUUAUAUCAUGCCCCGCUUUGAUUUUCUCAAAGUGUUGGAGUAUGUGCAGAAGUUUCGUAUUACAAAUCUGCUUCUGGUGCCGCCGAUCGUGGUCAUGUUCGCUAAGGAUCCUGCUGUGAAGAAGUUUGAUCUGAGUAGUGUGGAGAGUGUUGAUAGUGGCGCUGCGCCAUUGGGACGGGAGGUCUGCAUGGAAGUGGAAAAGCUGUGGCCACCAGGGAAGAUCAAUAUAAAGCAGGGUUGGGGAAUGACAGAGGCAACUUGCUCUAUACUUGGGUGGGAUCCAACAGAAACAAGUCUAUCAGCAUCAGUGGGGGAACUCAAUGCCAAUUGUGAAGCCAAGAUCAUGAGCGAAGAUGGAAGUACAGAAAUACUGGGAAAAAACCAGCGUGGAGAAUUAUGGGUUCGGUCUCAGAAUAUAAUGAAGGGAUAUUGGCAGAACCCCGAGGCAACCAGGCAAACCAAGACCAAAGACGGGUGGCUGAAGACAGGCGAUAUUGCAUAUGUGGAUGACGAGGGAAGGUUCCAUGUUGUGGAUCGGAUCAAGGAGUUGAUCAAGGUCAGAGGCAACCAAGUGGCCCCCGCCGAGCUGGAAGCCCUUCUUCUAGAACACGAGGCCAUUGCAGAUGCCGCGGUUAUUGGAAUUUCCAUUGACAACGAUGAGAGACCUCGGGCAUACGUUGUGAUAAAGCCUGGUCAAUCGGCCACUGCAGAUGAGAUCGUCCACUUCAUAAACAACAAGGUGUCUUCAACGAAACGGAUCACUGGUGGGGUCAUCUUCAUUGAUACUAUCCCUAAGAAUCCAUCAGGAAAGAUCCUACGCAAAGUCUUGCGUGAUCAAGCGCGAGUAGAACUGAAGCGUGGUGUCACGGCCAAGCUGUAA
Molecule: messenger RNA, 1683 nt
Organism: Penicillium taxi
Lineage: Eukaryota; Fungi; Ascomycota; Eurotiomycetes; Eurotiales; Aspergillaceae
Product: acyl--CoA ligase
Exons: 4
Coding region: 1-1683 (560 amino acids)
Biological process (GO): secondary metabolic process
Molecular function (GO): CoA-ligase activity
Source: RefSeq, a predicted model, not a curated record